AUGCUCACGUUGCAAACGCCAGCGGGUACUCGGUCGGACCGGACGGCUGUAAGAGCUUCCAGCAGUACAGCACUACCUCCAGUCGAACAAGACUCCUCGUAUCCUUUUGCAAACUCACACCUGUCUUCAGCACUUUCCGAGAUUUUGAGUCGACAAGAUAUCGCUAUGCAAGAGUUAAAUGACUGCGUUGCUCACAAGCUCCUGCCUGCAAUAUUCAAUGAUAACGACCAAAAUCCAGAGCCUUACUUUAAGGAGUCUCCCCUCCUCUUCUGGACAAUAAUCGCCACAGGUGCCAGGCACUUGGAGCACGCCAACAAGGUUUACCGAUUAGCUGCGCAAGAGAUCAGAGGCGGAAUAUUCCAGCCUUUGUUGCAUAUUAGAGACCCGAUCCCGAUUAUAAAAGCUUCUCUGAUCCUUUGUCUCUGGCCCCUUCCAGUAGAUACCAUGUGGAAAGACCCCUCUCACGUGUACGCAGGCACAGCCCAUUCUCUCGCUAUCCAGAACGGGCUCUUCGUUCAGGGUCACGAACAAGACUUUGCACGAACACACACUUGGUUGUCUAAAGAUAUGAGAGACUCUAGGGUCCACAUUUGGCUCAAUUGUUGUUUAGUAUUCCAAGCCUUAUGCGAUGGGCUGCCUCAUUCCGCCAUCACCGACUACAAACUAGCUAGGCUUGAGGAAAUAGUUGAAGCCCCGUUCCAUUAUCACAUCAAGUGUCAUGAGAUUCUCAUUGAUGCCAUCAGAGCGUUUAGUAACGUCAUCAACGAGGAAGACCCGGGUGGCAAGUCCUUACUACCGCUGAUCAGAAUCUUCAGUGAACAAGUGGAAGUCCUCCCCGUUCCUCCCCGCAACGACUUAUCCACAGAAGUCCUCGAUGUCGUGUCCCGCUUAGAUGCCACGCAGGACUUCGCCUUCUACGCGUCAAAUAGCUAUACCCGCAUGGCCUUGCUGGCGGCGUUUUGCAUCCUAAGAAUUGUCCGAAGCCCGCUCAGAGAGCAGAUUGAUUUGCGGGAUGCUGAACAGUCAAUAUUCAAGGCCAUAUCCUUCGUCAAGAGGCGGUCCAUACAGAUCGGCGAUCUUGAUGAGAGAUACGGGACGAUACUGUCGCAGUUAUGGUCAAAUAGCAGCAACUCGUUGAACAUGGCUGCUCAUAAUGAUGGACUGGAUCUCAAGAUCCGUAGUCGAUUAUUUAUGAGUGUGGUAUUUGACUCUCUUUGGUGGUGGCGAGUUGAAUACAACGGGCAAGGCAGUCCCUACGAUAUGGACAAAACUGCGCCAGACGCUGUGCAGGCUGACAUGGAAGGUGGCAGUACGUAUUGGAACUCUAUGACUGCCCCUGUAAAUGACAGCUUUGGGUCAAUCAACUUUCCUGAAUUUUAUAUGGAUUGGAACUUUCCUAUGAAUAUCGACUAUAUCGGGUAG
Molecule: messenger RNA, 1422 nt
Organism: Fusarium graminearum PH-1
Lineage: Eukaryota; Fungi; Ascomycota; Sordariomycetes; Hypocreales; Nectriaceae
Exons: 6
Coding region: 1-1422 (473 amino acids)
Biological process (GO): regulation of DNA-templated transcription
Cellular component (GO): nucleus
Molecular function (GO): transcription cis-regulatory region binding; DNA-binding transcription factor activity, RNA polymerase II-specific
Source: RefSeq, a predicted model, not a curated record